Messenger RNA from Ostertagia ostertagi, 2376 nucleotides. The record is from the annotation of a GenBank genome assembly. NCBI's taxonomy places the organism in Eukaryota, Metazoa, Nematoda, Chromadorea, Rhabditida, Trichostrongylidae.
AUGUUUCGUGAAGUAAAGAAGAUGAAAGAUUCUCAGUCGUGUUUGAGGGUUUUGUUUUUCAGAAAGGAUCAUCCGCCACAUAUUCCAACCGGUACCCCCGGUUUUGAAGUCUUCACUUUCUAUCCGACUCUUGAAGAAUUUAAAGAUUUCAAAGGAUGCAUACAAAAAAUUGAAGCUGUAGGUGCACAUCGUAGAUCUGGAAUUUGUAAGAUCGUAGCUCCUGAAGGUUGGACUGCUCGACCAACCAAGGGGAAGUUCAGGUACAAGGAUGACCAGGUUGAACAUUUCAUCAUUCAAAGCCCUGUUAGGGAAACCGUUGCCAGAUGCCCGAAUGAUGGUAUCAUCAAAAGUAAUCAUGUCUAUAAGAAAUCUAUGACAGCAUCCGAAUAUCGAAAGCUUGCCCACAGUUCGAAGUACCGCAAUCCGUAUCCCGAUUUACGGGGCAAAGACCUCGAAAUUCAAUAUUUCAAAAGUAUGUUCAUUUCUAAUCCAAUCUAUGGAGCCGACACGGAAGGUUCUUUCUAUGAUGAGGGUGUUGACGAGUUUAACAUGAAGAAGCUUGAAACCAUUCUUGACGAGACUAAGGAUGCCACCGGAGGAAAGGUGAUUAAAGGCGUAACUUCCGUCUACCUUUACUUUGGAAUGUAUGGCGCAUCGUUUGCAUGGCACGUAGAAGAUAUGGAACUGUAUUCCAUCAAUUACCUGCACUUUGGCUCACCAAAGUACUGGUUCGCAAUUCCUCCAGAAGCCGCUCCUCGUUUUGAGAGACUUAUGCGUCAGCAGUUCCCAACAUAUGAUCGGCAGUGCAAGGCAUUUAUGCGACACAAAAGCUUUAUGGUACUUCCGUCCGUAUUAGAUAAGUACAAAAUUCCGUAUGGCACUAUGAUUCAAUACCCUAAUGAGUUCAUAAUAACGUUCCCUCAUGGAUACCACAUGGGCUUCAAUCUUGGAUACAAUAUUGCGGAGAGUACAAAUUUCGCUACUGAUCGUUGGAUAGACUUUGGAAAGAACGCUGUGUUGUGCAAAUGCCGGUCUGAUAUGGUCGAAAUUGAUAUGACGCCUUUCAUGAAAAAGUACAGGCGAGAUAACUUCGAGAAGUGGUACUCAUACUGGUAUUUGCCCAAACCAACUACAGAAGUCCUUACCAAAAAAAAGAAGAAAAAGCGAGAAGAGACCAUUGAAAGUUACUCGGAUGUUGGUGGAAAGAGGCGACGUACUAGCGAAGGGCCUGAGAUCACAGCAAUGCUCUGGUCCAACGAGCCAGUGAAUUUUUUCGCGGAAAGAACUUUCAAUCAAGCCGCCGCUCGUAUUUUUCCGUAUUGCGCUGUCUGUCAAUAUUUCCAACCCAUUCAUAUGUCGACGUCUACCAGAGAGGUUCCAGAAAGAUCUCAACGACUAGCAUUUGGUCUUUGUUUUGCCAAAGAUCCACGCCGACUUCCCACUGUGGAUUUAACGGAAGAUCGUCUUUUGACAUGCUCCAAUUGCUGCGUGACAGUUCAUCCUUCUUGCUAUGGUGGCCAAUCUCUUAGUUCGGCAGUGACCGGAUCCUGGCUCUGCUUCCGUUGUAAGGAUAGAAAUGACGUAGCUAUUCGAGGUACUUCAUGUCAUCUCUGUGAGCUUCGAGGAGGUGCGCUAUUACCGUGCCGUGCUGGGGCAGAUAUUUGUGCUUUCGUGCAUACAGUUUGCGCUAUUUUCAAUCGGAACUAUCUCCCAAGAGAUUAUGUUUUCGAAAUGGGGGAUGACUAUGAAUCCUCUCGCUUUCAGUGUGAUUUGUGUGGUCAUUCUAGAGAAGGUCUUCUAAGGUGUUCAGCAUGCGAUGAGAAUGGUGACCCAGUUUUGGCUCAUGCUACUUGUGCACGCCAAGCAGGAUUCUUGUUUGAACGACGAAACUAUCCUCAAGUAACUGUCAUGAUUUGUGAUCGGCAUCAAAAAUCUGAAGACAUUCUCUAUGAAGUGAGCACAACAGUGGGACCGCUGAUGGAUGUGAAUUUGGGUGACAUUGUGAUAGCUUGGAUGGACGGCGGUUCUCGGGUACGACAGGGCAGGGUGGAACGUUUGGUGCUACGAACGCUGUUAACAAUCGACUUUGAAGACGGAUCAGUUUCGGAAAACACAUUGCCUAGUGACAUCGUACGAUGCUGCUGCAUCCGGCAGCAGGGUUGUCGCGACGGACAACAUCAACCUGGCAGCAGGGUUAAAGUGCAAUGGAGCGAUGGUGAGAUUUACGAUGGUUACUAUCGGUGUAUUUCGAAAACCAUCGAAUACACUGUCGUAUUCCCCAACGGAACCUCAGCUCGUCUACCAAGAGCCGACCUCUAUGGAGCUGAUGAUUUAGUCCCUCCAGAAGUUCGGAGACGUUUGCGCAAGUCGCAAUGA